Peromyscus leucopus (white-footed mouse) is the source of this 328-nucleotide messenger RNA. It is a transcript of the gene Gngt1, whose product is annotated as G protein subunit gamma transducin 1. Gene Ontology annotation, biological process: G protein-coupled receptor signaling pathway. NCBI's taxonomy places the organism in Eukaryota, Metazoa, Chordata, Mammalia, Rodentia, Cricetidae. Bases 71 to 295 code for a protein of 74 amino acids. The record is from RefSeq and is a predicted model, not a curated record. Gene Ontology annotation, molecular function: G-protein beta-subunit binding. Gene Ontology annotation, cellular component: heterotrimeric G-protein complex. The transcript is spliced from 3 exons.
GUGUGUUUGUGAGAAGCUGGUUAUCACAGGCAAUCUAAAAGAAAACUAACAACAGCUUCCCUGACAGAAGAUGCCAGUGAUCAACAUUGAGGAUCUGACAGAAAAGGACAAAUUGAAGAUGGAAGUAGACCAGCUCAAGAAAGAGGUGACCCUGGAAAGGAUGAUGGUUUCCAAAUGUUGUGAAGAAGUAAGGGAUUAUAUUGAAGAAAGAUCUGGAGAGGAUCCUCUAGUGAAGGGGGUCCCAGAGGACAAAAAUCCCUUCAAGGAGCUCAAAGGAGGCUGUGUGAUUUCAUAGGCAGGGAGGAAUUUUCUUAGAAUACUUAGAAUU